This is a messenger RNA of Astyanax mexicanus (Mexican tetra), 5269 nucleotides long. It is a transcript of the gene phc1, whose product is annotated as polyhomeotic homolog 1. The transcript is spliced from 15 exons. Bases 206 to 2923 code for a protein of 905 amino acids. The record is from RefSeq and is a predicted model, not a curated record. NCBI's taxonomy places the organism in Eukaryota, Metazoa, Chordata, Actinopteri, Characiformes, Acestrorhamphidae. Gene Ontology annotation, molecular function: protein binding; zinc ion binding. Gene Ontology annotation, cellular component: PRC1 complex; nucleus.
GAGCGCGGCGGUGGCGAGCGUGGAGUGGGCGGGGCUUCAGAGCGCUAACAGACUAUAAACACUAAAUUACCAUAAAGAGAAACGAAGCGGUGAAUAAACACCUCCACACUGCAACUGAAAACACCGGCAAACACACCGGCCCGACCCGGGGACUGUCCGAGGGUGGAGAACCGGACCCCAGGCGGUAAAUCCGAGGUAAACUGUCAUGGAGCAAGCAGAGGAACAGGGCAACUCCGGCUCCACCAAUGGCAGCACUCCAUCUGGGGGCAACUCCCGCUCCCCACAGAUUGCUCAAAUGUCUCUGUAUGAAAGACAAGCUGUCCAGGCGCUUCAGGCUCUGCAGAGGCAGCCCAAUGCGGCCCAAUAUUUUCAGCAGCUGAUGCUGCAGCAGCAGAUCAGCAGUGCCCAGCUCCACAACCUCGCCGCUGUGCAACAGGCCACACUUGCCGCCAGUCGCCAGUCCAGUUCCCCUAGCAACAGUGUCUCUGCAGCCAGCAGUACGGCUCAAUGCACGGUCAAUUUAAGCACCACCGCUGGGGGAGGGACCAUGACAAAUCCCCGCCCAAUGGGCCCGGCAACCUCUGCAGCAUCAACCGCUCUUAGCCAGUCUGUAUUGCUGGGUGGGAACUCGACUGGACAGGGCCAGAUGUAUUUAAGAAUGAAUCGGUCUCUUAGGGCUCCCCUCACCCCUCAGCUAAUCUUCAUGCCGGGUGGCACAGCAACAGCCGCUGUGGCAACGGUAACCCAGCAACAACCCCAGCAACAGCAACCCCAACAACAGCAGCAGCAGCAGCAACAGGAUGUCCCUCCCACAUCUUCCAGUAACCAGUCAGACAAUGAUCAGGUGCAGAACCUGGCAAUGCGCUGUGUGUCCACACCCCGGGUGGCUGCAGUUAAAACUGAGUUUCCGGACAGGAAGGAUGCUGGAUCCUUUUCUCUUGGUCAGAAUCAGACACAGCAGUUUGGUCAGUCGACACAGCAGAUCACAGCCCAAACGCAGCAGCUAGCUAACACUAAGCUUGCCACCUACAGUACCACCAACAAUGCCACACUGGCCAGCAUCGGUGUUAAGGCUCAGAACCAAGCCACCUUGCCCACCCAACAGCCAGGCACCGCUAGUUCCGCUACUCCCUCAUCCUCAUCCUCUGCCUCCUCUCCUUUGCUCCCUCUCUCUCAGCUCCUGCUGUCUCCGUCCGGACUCUGCCAGGCGCGAGGCGUGACUGCACCCGCUGCAACAGUUACUCACAUCCUGGUGCCCACCUCUAAUGUGCCUACUUCCUCGCAGGGAUACCCUGUGGGUUCUGUGGCACCCAAAUCCAACAUGGCAGCUCAGACAUUGGUGGUUCAGCCACUGCAACAGUCCAGCGGAAACCUUGGCACGGAAAAAGUAACACACGGGACGGGCCCAGUUCCCAUCCAGCCCAAAACAGCCCAGAGUCAUCGACUGCCCACACAGAUUCCCCCACGCCACCCUCCCCCCAUCUUACCAGCACCACCCAGCGGCGGGCAAACGCCACACCACCCACCCCACGUUCCUGUCCAGCUGGUGGGAGGCAGACAGGGCACGCUGGGAAACUCACAGCCCUUAACCGUGGCCCAGGCCCGCAACUGCUGCCCCCACCAGGACGGCACAGCGACGGCCGGAGUCCCCAUCAACAGCUCUAAUGGAAAUGUUGUUACUGUUGUGGCGGCCAUGGAAACAAACGGAGCAGGGGUGUGCCUUAAAUCAGCCCAAAGUGCCCUACCUGUUUGUGCAGUGCAAACCAAUCAAAAUGCAGCAUUAAAUCAGAGCCACUCUGCUGAUGGGCAAAACAACCCUGGUGUCAUGAGCACAGCAGAAGAAUCUGUUUUUGAGCAAUCCGUUUCAGCCCAGACAAAACCUGUGAUUGGUUCCUUGAAAAGGAAAUCAGAAUCAGAUGUAACCAAUGAGAUGUCAACAGAGGCUUCUGCCCAUUGCUGUCCUUCGAUAACAGACUCUGCCCCGCCCCUUUCUCCGGCUCCUUGUUUGGACACUGCUCCAGAGGUAGCUUUCUCCACUCCGCCAACCCUGUCUCUGUCUCUGCCUCUGCCUCGAGGCGGGGUUCAGGGAGAGCGAGCCCCUCUUCCACAAGCCGUUGUAAAACCGCAGGUGCUUACUCACCUAAUCGAAGGCUUCGUCAUCCAGGAGGGAGCAGAACCAUUCCCUGUGACCGGUCCAGUAAAGGAUCGAGCAGAGGGCAUUCCUGUUAAUAUGCCUAUUGCCAUGCAGUCCAAAAACAAUGCCCCCUCUGUGCUGAAAUGUGAGUUCUGUGGGAGCUUUGCACCUGCCAGCCAGUUCCGAGGGUCCAAACGCUUUUGCUCCAAUACCUGUGCUAAGAGGUACAAUGUGAGCUGCAGUACCCACUUUCGCACCCGCCGGGUCCGCAGUGUCGGAGAGCAGCCACCAAUGCCUGCUGUGGUGCAGGAUGGGAUUGCCAGGCGCAGGGGUCCUCGCAGGAGUAGCUCUGAGAUUGCCUGCGCUAAAAUAGCGAGCAGACACCUUUCAGUGAAGUGCCGUUCAGAAUCCAGUCGUUCUGAGGACAUCUCCAGCUGUGAGGGAGAGGAAGAAGAGGAAGACUCACUCUCACUCUCUCCCAGCUCUUCCUUUUCAUGCCCUCGCCCUGCCCACUGCGGCCCUCAGUUGGACGACACUACUCAAGGCGACCUCCCAUUGGAUGGGGAGCACUUUCUGUCUGCUAGCCCUGCCCACUGGAGCGUGGAGGAAGUGUGUCGAUUCAUUUCCUCUCUACAAGGCUGUGAGGACCUUGCGGGUCAGUUCCUGUCUCAAGAGAUUGAUGGACAGGCAUUGCUUUUACUCAAAGAGGAGCAUCUUAUGACCACCAUGAACAUCAAACUGGGUCCUGCCCUGAAGAUCUGCGCUUCCAUUAACAACCUGAGAGACUGAAGGACCUGAGCAGGAAGAGGGCGGGAUCUAACUUUUUUGUUUUUUCUUUCCUUUACCAGCAUAACAGUUAUGAUGUAGGAUGAAAUGAGCAAGCUACAGUGUCUGAGUGAGAACAAGAAGAUCUAUUUUAGCCUUCUUUAAUAACUUUACAGACAGAUGAGAGGAAGAGUGACCUCCAUUAACUUUAAAAGCUAAAAGAAAAGACUUUAUAAAGACAUGUUGCGUUGUGCGGCUGUGUGAAACCUCUUCAGGUGCACAUGGUCGUAAUUCUGGUGUCGGCUGACCUCCAGCCACCAGUUAGUUAAUGGUGUAACAAGAGUUUGGGACAUUGAUUAACAUUAGCUGGUGAUACACUCUUAAGAAUAAAGGUUUCUAACUGGUUCUUGGCUUAAAUGUACAGGAUACACUUUCAAAGGACCUUUACAUUCACGUGUUGGUUGAUUGAUUAAUUACAAAUAAAGUAGUGUUUUUUUUUCUGUGGCAUCACUCCAAGAAACCCUUUAUUUGAAGGAGUGUAACUUUUGUUGGGUAACAUAUGAAGUAAGGGAUCAGGGUGGGAACAGGGACAGGGUUUGGACCUUUGACCGAGAGAGAUUUUAUAAAGAGGAAGAGAGAGAAUAAUACAGUGAGGAAUUGGAGGUGAUUUGCAGUGACUUUCCUGGACGUUGAAUGUGCUAUUUGUUUGUUUUUAUAUUUGUUGUGAAAGCUGAAGCGAUAAUGAAUGAGUGUGUAAUGUAAAGAGCCUUGGAAGAUGAAUGUGGCAGCGAGUGUUUGUUACUUGUGAUAAAGAAUUGUAAUCAGCGAGUGAUUGUUGAUGCGAUGACUGAAGGUAGUUAGUUUUUUCCCUAUAGCUCAGCUGACCAGUAAAGUCAGACCCUGACUAAGUUGCCUUACUCUGUUCGAUAGUGCUUUCUGUAGUGUUAUGGGCGUAGGUGGUCUCUUCCCAUAGCGGCUGUACUUUCCAGUUUUAUUUACUGCGUUUAUGGAUAAUCUACAGAGAAGUAAAAAUCAAAUGCACAUGAUUAUCCCUCAUUUUUCCUGGGCUUAAGUUUGCUCCUUUAGUUUUGCACCAAAGCUAUAAGGCUAAUGUAGCUAACAAGCAGUUCAUAUUCUGCAAACAUAAUCAUCCUAAAUCAUCACACACUGUCCUCCAAUACCAUUGAGUUGUUGAGUAACCUCAAAUAGACUUGUUUGUGUUUUUAGACGCUGUAUAACAAGGCUGCUAUUAUUGUUUUUAAAUGUGAAACACGCUUCUGUCCAUUUUUACAGAGAAAUGUAUGUAGUACAGUGUCUGUCUGAGAUUGAUGUACAAGUCUGUUUGAGAUUGAUUAGUAGUGCUGCAUUCCAUUUGAACUCAGAUGUUAACUGGAACAUGCCCUUAGGUCACACAUGUAGUACAGUUUAGUUUAUUAACACUUUUAUCUGUUUUUUUUUUCAUUACAUUAGUAAUAAAUACAUCACUGUCCAACUCUCUGCUGAUGUUUUAAUCAUCAAUGUAAUGCAUUGCUAUCAACGGAUAUAACUAACAGUGCUAUCCCAGGACAAUGCUAAAAAGCCUACCUGGAGCAUAAAAAUUUACAUCCGGGGUAAAUGGAACGCAGCACUAAUCUCAGUAAAUUUUGAGGAGAAUGUGUGAUGAUGCUGUGUAACAAACCAGCAGAGUUAUAAGCUCGUGUUAUGCUUAUAUACCUACAUUAGCCUACAUAGCCCCAGUGCUAAACUAAGAGUAUAUUGGCUGACUGACUAAAUUUGGAAUAAGAGGGAACAUUUUAUUUUUUACUAUUGCCAAACAAUUCCUUUAAAAAAUAAAAAACAGUAAGACUGUUACUGUGAAGCUAUACAUGUGCUGUUUCUUAUCUGGUGUCCAGGUUGUAUUUCUCUGCUCUUCUGUGGAGAACUGUGAAGAGAUACAGCCGCUGUGAAGGAAGAGAGUAGGAAAAAGAGACGCUCCGCAUUUCAUCUCGCUAGUCAGUAUUAAGGAGUAGCCUUUUUUUUAUUGCAGGAAAACGGUGGCUGGUGUCAGAUAUCCAAUCAUAGAUUCUAAACCACAAAAGCUAUUUUUUUUCUACAGUAGCUGAUUUUAGGACCUUUUUUAUUUGUACUGAAACAAUAAUCAUUAUUUUUCUUUUGUUUGGGGGGAGGGGUCGUUUAUUUUAAACUUUAAGUAGUAGGUAAGUAUCUGUAGUUUGACCUCUGAGCUUUGCAGCACCUGGAUUCAGGAAUGGGGUGAGAGAGAUGGAGGGAACACCUGGAAGUGCUCUGGUGUUCUGAACUGCCCAAAGCUGAUAUAAUGGGCUAAGUUCUUUGUAUUCAGAAAUACCAAUAAAGCAGGUGCUACAACAAUGA